UUGACGCCCACUCGUCACUGAUCAACAAGCUCUACAUGUAUACAUAGAGCAUAGAUUGAAAGUUAGAAGAAGGAAAAUCUAUGAUCUAGCUAGCUAGCUAGCUAGCUUAUAAGAAUCAAUGGCUACUGUAACUCUAUUUCUUUGUUGUCUGCUGGGAAGUGUUUCUCUUGUGCAUGUAUGGACAACCUUUGAUUCGACUAGCAUCACCAACUGAGCCCCCUGACACUGACCACACUGGAGAUGUCAUCUCGUUCUCUGAUGUUGGAUCUAGAGCAUGCAGGAACUGGUACUAAUCCACGAGCCUGGUAUUGCUACACCUUAGACCCUGGUGGUGUAGUGUGGCAGGGUCCUGAUGGGACUAACGUGCCCAUAGGCGUCCCGAACAAUCCCAACACAGCCGCAGUUGAUGACGAACUGAUCCUAACUGGUGUUUCUGGAGUUGCCAUUGCUCUGCAUCGUGGUCCCACACACUUCAGUUCUGAUGGAGAACACUGCUGUAGGAGGUUUAGCACAGGACUGAGUAGAUGUGUCACCUUCACUCCCUGCCCCACACUGAGUCCCCUGUCUAAUGGAAUGAUCUCAUACGACCCUGGUACUGACAUGGCCACAGCCACCUACAUCUGUGACACUGGGCACACUCUGACUGGUACCAUCUCAUCCAUUACCUGUAAUAAGGCCACAAGGCAGUGGAGUAGCACUGAGAGAUUCACUUGUGAACUGAUUUGUCCAGACCUCAUGCACCAUCCCAGCCAAUGGAGCACCACUUGUGUACAGUGACACCACCAUCCCCAGAGAUGAUGGCUCCAUGGCCUGUGACACUGGCUACCAGGUUACUGGACUGAUGAUGAGGACGUGUAGUGUCAGUGGAUGGAGCACUGGAGAUGACCCUGUCUGUACUGCUAUCUGUCCUGUCCUCACCCUCUCCAAUGGAUUCAUCGUCUACGAUCCAAACUCAUCCCCCGUACUAGAGGGAGCCAUGGCUACACACGCCUGUGUCACUGGAUACCAACUGUCCUUAUCUCCAGCUACUAGGAUCUGUCAGUCUGACAGAAUGUGGAGUGGAGAUGACAUCACUUGUGAACGUAUGUACUCAGACUGACUUAAUAAGGUAUUACGAAACCAAAGAAAUGCCAAUUUCUUUCAAACAUAAAAAAAAACAGUGAAUCUGAAUCUACUCACCAAGGAGAGCACAAAUGCGUUGUUCCUGAACUUCUUCUUACUGACGAUCUUUACAAAAAUGCAGGUAAAGGUGGCCAUCUAAAUUGUGCAGCUAGCGGCGGAUUGUUCCUUUAUAGUGGCCGCGGUCAGUGGAUUUAAAGCCGCAGCGCUAGUGCUUUAAAUAGAAAUUAAUUCAAAGCGGAUUGUUCCUUUAUAGUGGCCGCGGUCAGUGGAUUUAAAGCCGCAGCGCUAGUGCUUUAAUACGUAUAUGGUAAGUGAUUUUUUUGUGGUUGCUUUGCUUACCAGUUUGUAUAACUGUGAUACAGAAUGGGAACUCCUGAUCCGCCUGAACAAACACCUCAGCGUCCAGCACGGACCCCUGUUCCAGUCACUCUUUCUCCAAUUCCAAGGCCUGUCUCUAGCUCUCCUCCCAGUGAUCCUGCAGUGCAAGAUUCAUACGAAUCUAGUUCUUCUAGUGAUGAAGACUACGUGCCUCCUGCUCCUACUCCACAGCGAGGUAGAGGCAGGGGCCGUGGUCGUGGCCGUGGUGGGGGUGGUGCGGGUGGUGCAGGAGGCAGAAGUGUCUAUGUAAGUAUUGAAGUUUUAUUAUUAAUUAAUAGUGUUGUUUGAACUUUCCAUAAUUUCCUCCAUAU
Messenger RNA from Halichondria panicea, 1811 nucleotides. RefSeq lists its product as uncharacterized. The record is from RefSeq and is a predicted model, not a curated record. Bases 241 to 777 code for a protein of 178 amino acids. The transcript is spliced from 6 exons. Lineage: Eukaryota; Metazoa; Porifera; Demospongiae; Suberitida; Halichondriidae.